AUGGCUCCAGGCAGUGGGCGCGACUUUAACUGCUCAUGGGAGCAUUGUGGAAAGUCCUUCAAUCGCAAGUCGGAUCUCUGCCGCCAUUAUCGCAUCCACACCAAUGAGCGGCCGUAUCAUUGCACUGUAAAGGACUGCAAUAAGAGCUUUAUUCAGCGCAGUGCCUUGACCGUACACUCGAGGACUCACACUGGCGAAAAGCCCCAUGUUUGUGACCAUGAGGGCUGUCAAAAGGCAUUUUCAGACUCAUCGAGUCUGGCCCGCCACCGCCGAAUCCACACUGGCAAGCGGCCAUAUAUAUGCCACGAGCCUACAUGCGAACGGAGUUUUUGUCGCAAGACCACCCUCACCAAACACCAGCACCGCUCCCACCCCCCAGGGAGCAUGACCCGACCAUCCUCAGAAGAUGCGACUUCCGAGCACUCUUACCACCAAACACCCGUAUCUGUCUCGGUCCCGAGUGAGCAGUACAUGCUCGCCCAGCAACCUUAUUAUGCGCAAUCGGCGACACCAAGUCAUGAGUUUUACUCGCCCCAGAGUGUGCCGAUGGGCACCGUGCCGGUUCACGAAGCUGCCCCUCCGAUCGUGUCCCAGAAUGUACCUGGAACCUCGCCAGUAAACAUGUCACACGCUCAACAGCCACACCCGCAACACCAUGUACAUCCACACCAGCACCCGCAACAACAACAACAGCAGCAACAACAACAGCAACAACAGCAACAACAGCAACAGCAACAACAGCAGCACCAACAAUACCUACAGAUGAUGCAACAGCGUUACGAUACAAGUCCGCGCACCAACUACCUCCCAGAACAAUACCAACACCCGUCUUUUCAAGGCCAUCAAUUGCCACCCGAACAGCCAAUGAUGGUUUCAUACCACCCAAACUAUGCGUACAAACCCCCCGGCUCCCGACUCUUGAACCAAGCGGAGGGGACUGACUGGGGCUUUCUUGGAGUAGGCUAA
Penicillium samsonianum is the source of this 966-nucleotide messenger RNA. RefSeq names its product putative C2H2 finger domain protein. The transcript is spliced from 4 exons. NCBI's taxonomy places the organism in Eukaryota, Fungi, Ascomycota, Eurotiomycetes, Eurotiales, Aspergillaceae. Bases 1 to 966 code for a protein of 321 amino acids. Gene Ontology annotation, molecular function: RNA polymerase II cis-regulatory region sequence-specific DNA binding; DNA-binding transcription factor activity, RNA polymerase II-specific. Gene Ontology annotation, biological process: regulation of transcription by RNA polymerase II. The record is from RefSeq and is a predicted model, not a curated record. Gene Ontology annotation, cellular component: PcG protein complex; transcription regulator complex.